This is a messenger RNA of Sander lucioperca (pikeperch), 2049 nucleotides long. RefSeq names its product sodium-dependent neutral amino acid transporter B(0)AT1-like. Lineage: Eukaryota; Metazoa; Chordata; Actinopteri; Perciformes; Percidae. The record is from RefSeq and is a predicted model, not a curated record. Gene Ontology annotation, biological process: sodium ion transmembrane transport. Gene Ontology annotation, cellular component: membrane. Bases 150 to 1988 code for a protein of 612 amino acids. The transcript is spliced from 12 exons.
AUAAAACAGAAAUGCAGAGUGUGCAAGGGCUAAUCUGUGGAUUGCAUCAGAUGAAGUAAAAGAUCGUAAACUUGUUUCAACAAUGCACUGAGCCCUCACUUUGACUUCCAAGAACGAUAGUGUAACAUCUCAGCUUCAGUGGGGUCGCUAUGAGACUGGUUCUUCCUAACCCAGGACUGGAAGACAGAAUCCCUUCCUAUGAGGACCUGGACAGGAUGGAGAAGGAGGAAGCCGGGGACAGGCCCAAGUGGGACAACAAAGCCCAGUACAUCCUAACUUGUGUGGGCUUCUGCAUUGGGAUUGGCAAUGUGUGGCGAUUCCCUUAUUUGUGUCAAAGUCAUGGAGGAGGUGCGUUUUUGAUUCCCUACGUGAUCCUGCUGGUGCUGGAAGGAAUGCCUCUCCUGCUGCUGGAGUUUGCCAUCGGCCAGCGUCUCAGGAAAGGCAGCGUGGGAGUGUGGAGGGCCAUCAGCCCUUAUCUGACUGGUGUUGGUGUAGCCUCCAUGCUGGUGUCCUUAUUGAUUGGACUGUACUACAACACCUUAAUAGCCUGGAUCUUGUGGUAUCUCUUCAAUUCCUUUCAAAGCCCACUGCCUUGGGCUCAGUGUCCUCUCAAUGACAAUGGGACAGGAUUUGUACCAGAGUGUCAACGAAGCUCCGCUGUGGAUUACUAUUUCUACCGAGUGACUCUUAAUAGUUCAGCUUCCAUUGUGGACUCUGGAGGAAUCCACUGGCCCAUUGUACUCUGCCUGCUAGCUGCCUGGACAGUCAUGUGUGUCUGCUACAUACGGGGGAUCGGCACUUCAGGCAAGGCAGUGUAUGUCACCGCCAUCCUGCCUUAUAUAGUGCUGGCCAUCUUCCUGAUCCGAGGACUGACUCUUAAAGGUGCCCUGAGUGGAAUAAAGUUCCUCUUCACACCAGAUGUUGAUGAGUUGAUGAAACCAACUACUUGGCUGGAUGCAGGUGCCCAGGUCUUUUAUGCCUUUAGCUUAGCUUGGGGAGGCCUCAUCUCCUUCUCAAGCUACAACCCUGUUCACAACAACUGCAUGCAAGAUGCUGUGAUCCUGUCGGCCAUAACUGGCCUCACCUCAAUCUAUGCUGCCACAGUCACCUACACCAUCAUCGGCUUCAGGGCCACAGAGAAAUAUGACAGCUGUAUCAGUGAUAACAUCAUGACAUUAUUAAAUGCAUUUGAACUUCCUGAAGACAGCAUCUCUACAAGCAACUACGACGCAGCCUUUAACCAUCUCAACAGCUCCUCUCCUGAUAUUAUUCUCGCAUUGGACAUCAAAAUCUGUGACCUGCAGACACUUCUCAGUGAGGGAGUGGAGGGAACAGGUCUGGCCUUUAUUGUGUUCACAGAAGCCAUUACCCAGAUGCCUGGUUCUCCAGCCUGGUCUGUCCUCUUUUUCAUCAUGCUUCUGUGCUUGGGAAUCUCAACCCUGUUUGGCAACAUUGAAGGAGUGGUGGUCCCACUGAAAGACCUGAAUAUGUUACCUCAAAAAUGGCCCCAAGAAGCACUGACUGGAGUAACGUGUGCUGUUGCCUUUGUCAUCUCCCUCCUGUUCGCGCAGCAUUCAGGGAUUUAUUGGGUAACUCUCUUCGACAACUUUGCUGGAUCUGUUCCACUUCUGACCAUUGGUUUCUUUGAGAUGAUAGCUGUUGUAUACAUCUACGGCAUAGACAGGUUCAAUGAGGACUUGGAGUUCAUGGUCGGAUAUAAGCCUUCCAUCUUCUGGCAGGUUACAUGGAGGUUCAUCAGUCCUCUAAUCGUUCUGGUUAUUUUAGUUUUCUACCUGGUGACACAAGUCCAAGAAGAGCUCACCUACUUAGUCUGGGAUCCCAACUCUGAGGAGUUCCCAACUCUGGCAUCAGUACCGUACCCUUCAUGGAUCAAUGCGCUCAUCUUUCUUCUGGCGGGAGUCCCCAGUCUGGCGGUACCUGUGUAUGCAUUAUGUAGGCUGGUCUUCAUUUGCUGCAGAAACAAAUAAAAUCCAGUGAAAGAAUGAGCCAAAAUUCUAAUAUAAUAGCUUAUAAAGUCAUACAUUUCAG